AUGGGCCGUGAGUCAAUAAUUUAUUUAUGUUACAAUUUCAGAUGGGCCGUGAGUUUGAUUCAAUAAUUUAUUUAUGUUACAAUUUCAGAUGGGACGUGAUAAGCCGCAGGGCGGAAAGCGCAAAGGCCUCCUUAAAAGUGUGAAAGAAGCUCAUCUGGAUGCAAGGAAUUCCAGAGAAGAUGAAAUUAUGAGGAGGCACGAACAGCAGGAGCACCAGCAGCGGCUGUUGCAGCAGCAGCAACAGCAGCAACAGCAGCAGCAGCAGCAAAGGAUAGAAGAACGAAGAGCCGCUGAACGGCGAGAGGUGGAACAGCGGGAGGAGCAAAUCCAGCGCCAUCGGCAGCGGGCAGAAGAGGACCGACUUCGGCGAGAACGCCAACGCGGAGAAGAGGGCCGGCAACAUCGGCGCUGAUGUAACCCUGGUGGUCAAGAUAAUGUGCAAAUCAAGAUCCCGUAUUCCCCCAACGAAAUCAGCUGUGCCAGAUGGGCAGUCUAUUUUUUUUUUUUUUUUUCAUAUAUGUAAAUUCUCAAUUUGAAAGUAGUAAUUCCCUAUAGAUUAGUGCAAGAAAAUGUGUAAAUAAUUUCUCUUUUGUCGAGGUAGCCAUACAACCUUGCAUGCUUUAUUUUACUUCGUUAAUGCUUUAAAACUUGCCUUGCAAUGGAAAACCAUGUAUUGUUUAAUGGUAACUAGAUUAUUACUGCAUGUUUCAUAAGAAACAAUGGAAGAGAAAA
Molecule: messenger RNA, 732 nt
Organism: Penaeus vannamei (Pacific white shrimp)
Lineage: Eukaryota; Metazoa; Arthropoda; Malacostraca; Decapoda; Penaeidae
Product: putative GATA zinc finger domain-containing protein 25
Source: RefSeq, a predicted model, not a curated record